Molecule: messenger RNA, 1236 nt
Organism: Mya arenaria
Lineage: Eukaryota; Metazoa; Mollusca; Bivalvia; Myida; Myidae
Product: cysteinyl leukotriene receptor 2-like
Exons: 3
Coding region: 1-1236 (411 amino acids)
Biological process (GO): G protein-coupled receptor signaling pathway
Cellular component (GO): plasma membrane
Molecular function (GO): G protein-coupled receptor activity
Source: RefSeq, a predicted model, not a curated record
AUGACGGUGGAUCAUUUUACCGAUAGAGAAUUUCAGGAAGUAGCAUUGAAUGUGAAUCAGAACAACUCAACACAUCGCCAGAGACAGUUCAGUGUGACGGAGUCCGAAGGGACAUUGUGUACUUUGUAUGUGAGCCGUACGCCAGCGUUCAAGAAGAUGGAAAACAACACAACUUUGAAUUAUUCGCUGUUAGGGAAUGACUCAGGGGAAUCAUUUACAGAUCUAGGAGAGCCGGUAAAAUGGGGAUUUUGGCUGAAGACUGUUUUAACUCCGUUAAUUGUGACUGCAGGAAUUAUUGGCAACAUACUUUCUCUGGUCGUCAUGAAAUCAAAAGCGUUGCGUCAUAAAUCUUACUCGCAGUAUUUAAGUGCCCUCGCCGUCUUUGAUACUUUAACGCUGAUUAUCCGACAAAUACGAUCGGUUGAUGAAUAUUUCCAAACUAACUCUUCAUCAGGAGUAAUUUUUCACAACUUCGAUGAUUUCGGCUGCAAGAUAUUCAAUUUCACGGAACACAUUUGCUAUCUUAUGUCAUCAUGGCUUAUAGUGUUAAUGGCUUUGGAACGACUCAUUGCCGUCUGCAUGCCAUUCAAAAAGUUCCUAAUAAGGCGAAGAUCAGGGGCAACACUGGCUAUUAUCUCGUUAUUUGUUGCCAUAUGCCUUAGUCAGGCAUUUCGCCUCGUUAUGGUCGAACAACUUGAGUCCAGAAACUGUGGAGCAAGUGACAGUUUUAUCGAGCUGUACUCAAAUCUUCACAUCUACUUUUACCAUAUGACCCUGACGUUUAUUCUACCGGUGACAUUCGUUCUGGUUUGCAACGGACUCGUUCUCUACCAAAUAUUCAAAAUACGACACGAGAUCAACUCGCGAGCUGAACAAAAGAAUCGGCACCACCGUGCUAUGCGGAAAACACACCGAACAACAUGUAUGCUUCUUACAGUUUCGUUUACUUAUCUCGGGACGCUGUUACCUUUACUGACGUUGUCGUUGGUUCUGGACAUGAUUGUGAAAGCAAGGGGUCGGGAUGCAUAUUCAUUCUAUGUUGCGGUGACACCAUACCUUGACAUUGCUAUUGUGAUUUCCCUUCUUAACUACGCUGCAAAUUUCUUCAUUUACAUUUUGUCUGGAAAGAACUUCAGAUAUGAGUUAAGAAAAUGUUUUCACAGACAAAGAACCUCUAUUAGAAGCUUUACCGCAAGAAGCACGAAGGAAACUAAGGAAGAAGUGAUUCGUCUAUAA